CGAGCUGCUCGUACUGUCAGCUCAUUCUCGAACAAUUUCACAACACACGAAACCAAAGCAAAGCGUUGGACGGACGUGCCGCGGCGAUCAUGUUGUCGUGCGUCUAGCGAAAUUAACGUCUCCUUGUGUGCAUAAUGUGAUUUAAUGUGACUACGAAUCAAGAAUGCCGAUACAGGCUCCACAGUGGACGGAAUUUCUAACAUGUCCCGUGUGCGUCAACGAGUUCGACGGCACGCUGCGAGCACCCAUCUCAUUGGGCUGCAGCCACACGGUGUGCCGGGCGUGCCUCUCAAACCUCCACCGCAAGCAAUGCCCAUUUGAUCAGACCAACAUUAACAUCGAGAUUGAAUCACUUCCUGUCAACACAGCUCUACUUCAACUUGUCGGCGCUGCAGCGGGAACUGUUCGCAAUGAGGAAGAGAUUGAAGCCAAAAUCGUCCCGAGAGAUCAACUGCAAUUCUAUGAGGCGUCGAAGAAGUGCAUUGAAGAACUCGCACUUUACCUCAAACCACUUUCAAACUCACCGGGGACGAAUGGCAACUGCAAUGGCACAACCUGUACUAAUCUACUCAGCAGGCCAAUGCAACGUAAAUUGGUGACUUUAGUCAAUUGUCAACUUGUUGAAGAUGAAGGCCGUACUCGCGCGAUGCGCGCGGCGAGAUCCCUAGGCGAACGUACUGUUACCGAAUUAAUUCUACAACAUCAGAAUCCACAACAAUUAUCGGCUAAUCUAUGGGCGGCUGUACGAGCUCGAGGAUGUCAAUUUCUAGGUCCUGCUAUGCAGGAAGAGGUCUUAAAGUUAGUCCUCUUGGCGCUGGAAGAUGGCUCAGCAUUAUCCAGGAAGGUUCUGGUGAUGUUUGUUGUACAACGUUUGGAGCCACACUUUCCCCAAGCAUCGAAAACUAGUAUCGGGCACGUUGUGCAGUUGUUGUACAGAGCGUCGUGUUUUAAAGUGUCUAAGAGGGAAGGUGAUUCAUCGUUGAUGCAGCUGAAGGAAGAAUUUAGGACGUACGAGGCGCUGAGGAGGGAACAUGAUGCGCAGAUUGUGCAGAUUGCGACUGAGGCUGGGUUGAGGAUUGCGCCUGAUCAAUGGUCGGCGUUAUUGUACGGCGAUACAACGCAUAAGAGUCACAUGCAGAGUAUUAUUGAUAAACUGCAAACACCGCAGUCUUUUGCUCAAAGCGUGCAGGAGUUGGUAAUUGCGCUGCAGAGGACGGGGGAUCCAGGGAAGUUGUCCGUGUUGAGGCAGCAUUUGGAUUUGUUGGCUUCGAUUGACUUAACAUCAGAAUCAGCAAGUCCAAGUUGGAAAGAAUGUGCAGAAGUUCUCGAUGCAGGCAGACAAGUAGUCGCUGGUUUAGUUGACUUCAUUCACCAGCACGGUUCGCGAAAACUGCAAGAUCCCGGCCAUUCGCCGCACUCCAAAUACAAAAUAAGCAUGUGUCGUGAUUUAACCCUUCGUGGUUCAUGUCCACGCGGCACCAACUGCACAUUUGCCCACAGCGCUGACGAACUCGAGAAAUAUCGCGCUAAAAACCGCCAGCGCUCCGGCGGCAGCAGCGGGCGCCGAAGUGACUCCGCCCGCGAUAGCCACUCACCUAAUGUCUACAUCCACUCUUCUCCGCAACCUCCGCAGCCAGCAGCCGAAGAGGCUUAUUAUACAGUUACACCCAAUGUGAACAUCUCGCCAAUGUCAGUGAGGUACCAUGUUCCUACUGCUUUGCCCACUACGGUGCACCAUACUGCAUACGAAAGCAUGUACUAUCCGUCAAAUGGUAACUUUUCCACCACGCAACCUCUGUAUGCUACGGAAUUGUAUCCGGCUGAGAUGUAUUCUCCUGCACCGCACAAUGUGCAAUUCUUCCCAACGACUACCUCGGAUUAUCCGAUUUCAUCGCAGAUGCGGUCUACGGUUCCUCCGAUUGUUGCAAAUGACGGGAAACAAAGAGAAAAGAAACCUCCAAGGGGAACUAAAAGUCUUGCCGAGCUGCAACAGCGAAAGCAGGAGGUUAUUUCACAGCUUGAGAAGGUGGUUGGCAAGAAUAAAGCUACAGCGAUUAGUAACACAGCUACGAAUAAUGCAAGGCAAGAGCACGAGAUGGAGAACAGCGGUAGUCCGUUCAAUUUCAACACUAGCAUCUCACAUAGUGGGCCUACAUUUGUCCGAUCAGACUCAAUCCUUACGGAUGACGAUUAUGUUCCUUACGAUGGCGGUAACACCGCUGGAAAAUACGGCCCGAUUUCAAGGAUGCCCAAGGAUAACAUGUGCAUGCCUUCGAAUGUUUCCAUGAGUCAAUUUAGAGAUCCUAAUAUGGUUCGACGUCCAGUAUCCGCUGCAUCGCCUGGACAAGGCGGACAAUGGUGUUACGCUACGCAUAAUGGCGAUAACAUUAUGAUUGUUUCGCAACCGAUGCACUAUCAGCGCAUGCAGGAUCCGCAAAAAGUGAUAGCUGAAUCGCAACGUGUUAAGAUGCAACUCAGGAACCUAGAGCGCCAGCUGAAUGACCUCAAGAUGGUCACCCAAGGUGGUGUGCCCACACUCAGCGAAGGAGAUCGCCUUACACAAGAACUACAGCUCAUUGAGCAAGGCAUUCAGGAAAAACACAAGGAAGCACGACUUAAUCGAAUUGUGUCUUCAUUUAAUACGAGCAUCGCGGAGAACUACACUGACAACGCGACGUAUGAAGAAGACAUAGCAAACGACAUGCGUGCGCUGGAGCUACGAUGGCAAGAGGAACUCGAAGAGCAAGAGAAGCGCUGGAGCAGCGAAGAUGAUAAGUAAUUGUCGCAUGUAAACACGAAACUAAUGUAAGAUAAGCGUGGUAAGCGUAUACCAAGAAAAGUAACGGAACGAAUUUUGCGUUGACGCGAGGUAAUAAUGCAUGGAGGUAUAAACCCAAUGGGUUUGCUGUUAGUACAAUGAUUGUUUGUUUUGUUCAAAUUUAGGCGAGACGGUGAUUGUUUGCGCGACUGCGAUAGGAAAGUUGAAAUUUUAUUAUUCACAUGGUGCUAGAGAGCUAGAGCUAUUUUAUUUAUUCGUGGACUUGACUUCAGGUUUUCAAGUUUUCAGUUUUGGGCCAAGGCUGGUGUUGUUGAUUAGAACGUUUUUAAAACAAGUUUUACGCGUGGCACUUGGCGACGAGGUUCCAGUUUUAUUGGAAAUGAACUAAAAGUUUGCGUUGCAAAUGAGGUGUCAUUGUUUUUGCAUGAUUUUUGAGGCUUUCGAUGUUAUGUACACAUGUUAACAAGAGUGAUCACUACUAGUACCAGUGACUUGAAGCAGUUGAAACAAAGUUUAGUCAAACACAUUGACAUACAUCACGUGGGCCUUACUGUAAAAACGUAGAGAAUUUAUUUAAACUUGAAAUGUCGAAAUGCGAAGCGACGUAGAAAUGAUUAUUAUUCAUAUAUUAACUGAAUUAUUGCUGACGGUGGCGAUGAUGCGUGAAAGAUUAAAGAUAAAUUUAUUAUAUAACAUAUAUGAAUAUAUAUAUAUAAUAUAUAUCUAUAACGUAUAUCUAUUAUGAAGUAAUCAUAUAAUCAUACUGUGUGUGAUUGGGGUAUAUCAAUGUUAUCAGUUGAUGGAAAAGCCGAGGCAGAGCAGGAAGCUAUGCAACAAAAAAAUAAUUGAUUGAAACACUAAUGACUAACUUGACAUCUAUAAUCUUAACAUUAAUUAAGCUAAUCUUUUUGUAUUCAUCGUGAGACAGACGCGCAUUCUUCGAUGUUGUGUAAUGCAUACCUAUAUUUAUAUCAAAAUAGUUGCAGGAGUUUGCAAAAAUGUUUACGAAUCGUUGUGCAAUCAAAAGUUUUAAAAACGCAUAUUGAAAUCUUACGAAAUUGACAAUACAAAGAUGAUGUGUAACUAUAUAACUAUUUUUUUCUGACAGUUAGCAGCAUAACUUAACUAAAUUUUACUACUUUGACUGUUGUAGUAUCUUUUUCUGAAAUAAUUGAUACCACUCUGUGAGUAAUCAUAUAAAAUGCAACUGUAAAAUACUUGGUUUGAUUCCGUUGAUUGCUCUAAGAGUUUUCAAGCGAACUGAUGAUGUAUUAUAUUGUACGAAUUGAAGCGAUAUCGGUAGUUGCAUAAAACAAAGUAACAUAAUAAUUGAAAUUGGAUACAGUUACAAAUAGCAUUGAUUACAGUGGUACAACUAAUGAGAUGACAUUCUAAUGAUUCAAACUGAUAUUAUACUGAUUAUAUUAAUCGAAACAUUUGUAUAUUUGGGUGGAAGUAUAUAUUUCAAAUAUAUUAUAUCUAUAUAUUGCUA
Messenger RNA from Dalotia coriaria, 4271 nucleotides. RefSeq names its product RING finger and CCCH-type zinc finger domain-containing protein roquin (gene roq). NCBI's taxonomy places the organism in Eukaryota, Metazoa, Arthropoda, Insecta, Coleoptera, Staphylinidae. The record is from RefSeq and is a predicted model, not a curated record. The transcript is spliced from 5 exons. Gene Ontology annotation, molecular function: ubiquitin protein ligase activity; RNA stem-loop binding; mRNA binding. Gene Ontology annotation, cellular component: cytoplasmic stress granule. Gene Ontology annotation, biological process: protein polyubiquitination; nuclear-transcribed mRNA catabolic process, deadenylation-dependent decay; ubiquitin-dependent protein catabolic process. Bases 164 to 2779 code for a protein of 871 amino acids.